Nicotiana attenuata is the source of this 1361-nucleotide messenger RNA. Its product is annotated as 60S ribosomal protein L5. Gene Ontology annotation, cellular component: ribosome; cytosolic large ribosomal subunit. The transcript has 7 exons. Bases 213 to 1124 code for a protein of 303 amino acids. The record is from RefSeq and is a predicted model, not a curated record. Gene Ontology annotation, molecular function: 5S rRNA binding; structural constituent of ribosome. NCBI's taxonomy places the organism in Eukaryota, Viridiplantae, Streptophyta, Magnoliopsida, Solanales, Solanaceae. Gene Ontology annotation, biological process: translation; ribosomal large subunit assembly.
GGCAUUCAUCAAAGUCCAGAAGACUAGGGCUUACUUUAAGCGUUUCCAGGUUAAAUUCAAGAGAAGGAGAGAGGGCAAGACUGACUACAGAGCAAGGAAUCGCCUGAUUAAUCAGGACAAAAACAAGUACAACACUCCAAAAUAUCGUUUCGUUGUCCGAUUUGUAUCCUAAACAUUUACUCUACCUUAGAAGCAUCAACUUCUUGCUUUAGAUGACUUCCUCUUGGGAUUUGAUUUAUUUAUUUUUGACAAUAUCUUCAAUUCAAGAUCAGGUUGCUAUUACUGCUAGUUCUUUCCUGUUAAUCUCUGAUGCCGAAUGGGUGAAGUUGCUAAAAUUGGCAUCAGCUGUUCUACGUUGCUUUAUUUUCCUUAACGUCUUUCAGACUAACAGGGACAUAAUCGCCCAAAUUGUGUCUGCUAGCAUAGCUGGUGACAUGAUUCUUGCUUCUGCAUAUGCUCGUGAGCUGCCUAAGUAUGGCCUCAAAGUUGGACUUACAAAUUAUGCUGCUGCUUACUGUACUGGACUUCUCUUGGCAAGACGAGUUCUCAAGAAACUCGAAAUGGAUGAGGAGUACCAAGGGAACCCUGAGGCCAGUGGAGAGGAUUACUCAGUUGAACCCGCUGAAAGCAGGAGGCCGUUCCGUGCUCUUUUGGAUGUGGGCCUUAUUAGAACUACUACUGGAAAUCGUGUUUUUGGUGCUCUAAAGGGUGCAUUGGAUGGCGGACUUGAUAUUCCUCAUAGCGAAAAGAGGUUUGCUGGGUUCAGCAAGGACUCCAAGCAACUUGAUGCUGAUGUUCACCGCAAGUACAUCUAUGGUGGCCAUGUUGCAACAUAUAUGAAGACUUUGACUGAAGAUGAACCUGAGAAAUAUCAGUCUCACUUUAGUGAGUACAUUAAGCAAGGUCUUGAGGCUGAUGAUCUCGAGGAGAUGUACAAGAAGGUUCAUGCUGCCAUACGUGCUGAUCCAAGCCCAAAGAAAUCUGAGAAGCAGCCACCCAAGCAGCACAAGAGGUACAACCUGAAGAAGCUGACUUACGAGGAAAGGAAGGCCAAGUUGAUUGAGAGACUGAAUGCUUUGAAUUCAGCUGCUGGAAACGACGAUGACGAGGAAGAUGAUGAUUGAGCGACACUAGAAUUAUGAGAUUUUGUUGCUUAUGGUUUUGUUAUACUGUCUGUUCUUCCUAGAUAGAAAUCUCAGUUUUGCAUGCUUUAGUAGAACGGUAAUCUGUCUGUUUGACAAUGUAUGAGGUUAGAUUUGACAAGUGCAUGAAUUCUGUUAAGUACUAUUGAAUAGCAAUCAGUUGUUUUGGGACCUUGACCUCAUGCUUUGGAUCAAUGCAAUGGGAUUUUUUUUGGAUUA